Molecule: messenger RNA, 1290 nt
Organism: Eremothecium sinecaudum
Lineage: Eukaryota; Fungi; Ascomycota; Saccharomycetes; Saccharomycetales; Saccharomycetaceae
Exons: 1
Coding region: 1-1290 (429 amino acids)
Source: RefSeq, a predicted model, not a curated record
AUGAGGACACUAUUAUGCAUUACAGCAGUUUCUUUGUGGCUAAUAACCUUCGUAAAGGCCUAUCCAGUUGCAUUUACCUCGGAUCCUAUCUGUAUUGCUCCUCCAAAUAAAUCGAUGUUCUCGCAAACUUUUCAGUCGUUGUUUAGGGUUAAGAAAUUACCUAAAAUCCUACAACCUAUUCCACCGAAGUUCACUGGAUUUCGAUUUCACAAAUCUUACUCAUUUAAUCAUCGGUUUUUCAAGGCACGAAAAACACUUAAGGUGAGUUAUUGCCGUGAUGGUAUCUUGCAAUUUCAAAUUGAGCAUGGGUUAGGUGAUGAGAUUGACUGGAAUAUGCCGUUUUGCAUUUAUAACAAGGCGCCGACGGUCGGUAAUACUAUCAAAGAGGAGGCUAUAUUAAACCUUAAUGAGGUAAAUUGCUUCAAGCUAGCAAGAAGAAAGAAAUAUGCCAAGCGUACUUUUGAUAUAUUUUUGCCGGAUACUUGGGUGGGUGGUAUAUUCCACUGUAAUGUUACAUCUGAUGUUAAGGCAAAACUAGUGGAAAACAUGAAUGACCAUCUCGACCUUAAACAACCUAUUCCGGAAAAGGGUAGUCUUAACGUCUCUGGAGUCUGCACAAGAGAAAAUUCUAUACCAUUACAGCCUUUAAUGUCUUCAGAUUACCAACAGUAUUGGACUAAUUAUAGGUCUCAAAGUAAAAUUCCCCUAGUAAGUCAAAUAUACAAAAUGCAAGUGGAAAAAAUAAUUCCAUUCUUUGAAACGCCUAUAAACAUACAAAAUCAGGGACGAAUUGAUUGGGGAGCUCCUCUUGAGGAUCAGUUCUCAUCGAUCUUUGACUUUUGGAGGAAUAGCAGUAAACGACCAUGGUACGAAGAAUUGGAGGUAAGGGAGCUGUAUACAUACGGAGAAGAUGAAAAACUAGCUAUUUCAAGAUUAAAGGAAAAGACUAAAAGUAUAUUGAAACCCUUUUUAUCUUUUCACCGUUCCCUUAAAUCUUAUAUGGCAUUAAAUACAAAUAAACCGGGCUUCUCCAGAAAAGCCUUGUACAGAUUACAGAAAUCGGCGUCACAGUGGAAAAGGAAUACAUGGGAUCGCUUCGGUAUAUCUGAUAAAAUACUAACAAUGUUAGGACCAGAAGCUUAUGAAGCUACAAGAGAAAUAAAGGAGUUAUGGGACAAUUUAACUGUUGUUCGAGAAACCUUUGAAUAUGGUCAGCCACAGAUUGCCGAACAACAAAGUAAAUACACGGUAGGAUGCCAAGUGACAGAUCCAUUUGAAGAAAAUGAAUAA